Molecule: messenger RNA, 1214 nt
Organism: Haliotis rufescens (red abalone)
Lineage: Eukaryota; Metazoa; Mollusca; Gastropoda; Lepetellida; Haliotidae
Product: indolethylamine N-methyltransferase-like
Exons: 4
Coding region: 170-967 (265 amino acids)
Cellular component (GO): cytosol
Molecular function (GO): N-methyltransferase activity
Source: RefSeq, a predicted model, not a curated record
GGUUUGGGAAUGAAUGCCACAUGUAUUGUGAAUUGAGCUAAUUGUGACUAAAAUGACAAUAUUAGUUAAUCGAUAUUUAUUUUUCAACCUAUAAAUGUCGCCAUGUCGUGCAUGCGUUACUCGAAUUCAGAUCGGACCAAACAGUUUCAAACAACUUAAAUAACCAACGAUGACGGAUAAAGGACUGCAAUACACUGAAGACUACACUACAGAUUUUGACCCACAAUCUUACCUUGAAAUCUUUGAAGAACCCAACCCCAACACAACCCGUGGGUUACAAACGUCAUUAAACUUGACGGCCUUCCACCACGCUUACGCCUCAGGUAUCAUCAAAGGGAAGACGCUCUUGGACAUCGGCACAGGUCCAUCAAUACUAAGCCUCAUCAGCGCCGCCAAACACUGUGACAACAUCUUUCUGUCGGAAUUCUGUCCGAGAAACAGGGAACUCCUAAAGCAGUGGCACCAUGGGUCUUUGAAAUCCCAUUUUGAAAAAAGCAUUGAAUUUGUACUCAAACUUGAAGGGAAAAGUGACAUUGAUGUUCCUGAGAGAGCGACAAGCAUUAGAGACAAGAUUUUGGGGAUUCUACACUGUGACAUCAGGAACGAGAACCCCUUUUCGCCAAACUUCCUUUCCUCAGUCGACAUCAUCACAUCAUCUUUCUGCCUUGAGACAGUUGCGACAGACCUGGCCUCUUAUGAAGGAUGCGCCAGGAAUGUGGUCGGUAUGCUGAAACCUGGUGGUUGCCUUGUCAUGGUUGGAUCUUUGGGAGGAACGUACUACACUGUUGGAGAAAAGACGUUCAGAUGUUUUGGGAUGUCGAUUGAUGAAUUGAAAUCAACAUGGCAGAAGGUUGGGAUUGAGAUAAUUUCCUGGUACGCGGUUACACGACCCGAAAUCGAGCCUGAGUUUACAGAUAUUGACGGCUGCUAUUGCAUGGUUGGGAAAAAGGUUCCAGAAACUUUGUGAAGUUUGCCUCUUCUUUUACAUGUACAGUAGGAUCAAGAAAUAUGUAUAUGUCAUGAUUAGUGCUUUGUCCAUCCCAAUGGCUUUAAAUUUAAAUCUCUGCUUAAUUCCUCAGACUGAGUAACCUUGCAACAAUUGUCACUGUUUAUUUAUCAUACAAUGAUGUUUAGAAAAAAUUACUCAUUCUGAAAUUAUUUCUACAUGUAUAUCUGUGGCCUCUUCAGUACAGAAAUAAAGACUGAUGAAUUAA